Molecule: messenger RNA, 504 nt
Organism: Dibothriocephalus latus
Lineage: Eukaryota; Metazoa; Platyhelminthes; Cestoda; Diphyllobothriidea; Diphyllobothriidae
Source: the annotation of a GenBank genome assembly
AUGCCAAAUCGUGGCAAACGACCCACUGCUUCAGAGGCGCCUGGGGAACCCUCUAAGACCAAAAAACUCCGGCAAACUGUACUGGGUGAUGGAAAAAAAGGUCUGGACUUCGCCUCGUGGAGCGUCACAGACUCUUUGGCGAUCUUCACUCCACCGAACACAAAGAACUCUUCCAAGGUGUUAGCGCUUGACAUGGAUGGUACCAUUAUUGUUCCUGCUUCUGGUCGCGUUUUUCCCAAGGAUGCAAACGACUGGAAACUCAUGUUGACCAACAUUCCAGAAGUCUUAAAACGCUAUGACAAUGAGGGAUUUAAAGUAGUUAUACUUUCUAACCAGAGUAGCUUCAAGAAAGAUAGGAGUAAACUUCCCGAGUUUCAAGUAAAAGUACAAGAGGUCGUUGCAAAACUCGGUCUUCCGAUUCAGGUUUUCCUGAGUCUGCAGGACGACAUGAAUAGGAAGCCAAGGACCGGACUGUGGCAGGCUCUGGAAAGGGUAAUUGCAUAA